AUGGAUGCUGUAAGUUAAUGAAGUCCUAUUAAUGUAGACAAAGUGGUCCAGGUAUACACCUCCAGCCACGAUGAAAUGUCGCUGAAUGAACAACAACUGUUGGCCAUCUCAAUCACCGAGCGCGUUUGCUCGUCUGUGUCGCUGAUCAGUGCUAGUAUUGCCGUGCUGACCUUUCUAUCACGGAGCGCCUUUCGAAAUCCCGUGAAUCGUCUGAUCUUCUACGCAUUGUGGGGGAAUAUGCUGCUUAACAUAGCGACUCUCAUGUCGCGAUCGGGACUACAACAUGGGACAGGGAGUCCCUUGUGUCAAUUCCAGGCAUUUCUACUCCAGUGGUUCUUCCCAGCGGAUGCAUUAUGGGCCCUCUGCAUAGCAAGCAACGUCUACUUGAGAUUCUUCUACGGGUACAACUCCGAACAGCUGCGACAGCUGGAGUGGAGAUACGUGCUCCUCUGCUACUUUCUGCCCUUUAUCCCAGCCUUUACCCUCCUUUUCAUCCAAACCCUAGACAGAGGGAAGGUUUAUGGCUCUGCGGUUCUUUACUGUUCGAUUUCUGUGCCUUGGAAAACGCUGCGGAUUGCAAUUAUUUAUGGUCCAGUCUGGCUUACCAUCAUCGUCACAUUUACCAUCUAUCUUCGCCUGGGUCUGUAUAUUUAUUUCCAGCUCAAACAGCUCCGAGCGGUGGAGAUGAGUGGUGAUUGGGCAGAGCAUGUAAACCGCAUAGCUGAUCCUUCUGUCACCGAGUUACAGGCGAUGGAACCUACGGUAUCCCAGCAGCACAGCCAGGCAGAUCAAAGCGGAACCCUUACACAACAGGCUGUCUCUGCACAUUCGAUCAAUAGUCAUUCGGGUGCUAGUGGGUCUGCUAGAGCAAGCUCUCAUUCAACCAUGGCGGCUUGGGCGUAUACGAGAUACGCUUUUCUUUUUUUUCUCGCGUUGCUUGUCACAUGGGUCCCCUCUUCGAUCAAUCGCCUAUCCACAACUAUUAAUCCCAAUUAUGUAUCAUUCGGUUUAAACUAUGCAGCGGCUUUUGUUAUUCCCCUACAAGGAUUCUGGAAUAGUCUCAUCUAUAUCACUAUCUCCCGACGGGAGUUCAAAGCUCUUUUCGGACAAUUCUGUGACAGCCUUGCGCUAAGAAGAAGAACGAGAAUGGCCUUCCUCGUUACCUAGAGAGUAGGUGGUGCCUAGCAUCGAUGGGUUGACUGGAUGAGAAUGCAAGGUGAAUACCACUCCGAAUACUCAAAACCGAUUACUCUGUUAAGGUUAUCGAAUACAAGCAUUCGGGAAGUGGGAUAUCGACAGUUAAGUGGAUGGAUUUGUUGCGGAAGAGGGUAAGUUGUGGACCGCAAAGACAUGGUGCCUCGCCACAUAUAAGGCAUUACCAAGGCCCCUCUACUCACGGUAUCGAGGUGUUGGUUAUCUUAGACUCGGAACCAGACGACUAAGUCAUGGACGACCAGCAUGCACUAUGCAAAGAGUCCGCCGUUGAUAGCGAAGACCUACAGCUGCCGGAUCCAUUCGAGGCUGAGAGGGCUACUACGGAGGGGCGAAAGGAAUAAAAAUUAUCUGUCUAAGAUCUUAGAUUUGGUAGACUAUAUGCCUA
Messenger RNA from Pseudogymnoascus verrucosus, 1600 nucleotides. RefSeq lists its product as uncharacterized. The record is from RefSeq and is a predicted model, not a curated record. Gene Ontology annotation, biological process: adenylate cyclase-activating G protein-coupled receptor signaling pathway; cell surface receptor signaling pathway. The transcript is spliced from 5 exons. Bases 76 to 1167 code for a protein of 363 amino acids. Lineage: Eukaryota; Fungi; Ascomycota; Leotiomycetes; Thelebolales; Thelebolaceae. Gene Ontology annotation, cellular component: plasma membrane. Gene Ontology annotation, molecular function: G protein-coupled receptor activity.